AUUGUCUUGAAGGCAAAGAGCUAAAGAGUUUGGCUGCACGCUUUAUGUGCUUUUGGAAUACUGCCUUGGAGUUUAUGCUAUUUGUCCUCUAAAAGGGAUUCAUGCUGUCUGGGAGGAGAGUUCAUCGGCGGUUAUAUUGUUGACAUGCUUUGCCCCAACACCUUUCACGCAUAUGACAUACAUUCAUGGUGUUCGUCACAACAAAGCUAAGGCCUGGGAGGACUUUCAUUUGUCAAGGAAUAACUUUGACUCAGGCCGAACAUGGCCAGAGACGUCAGUCCUCUGAACCUCAUGCCUUUGUCUGCAAGGCAUUGGGUUGGAGCCUCUCUGGGGUCCGUCCCCCCCUUCUUCCCCUUACGUUCUCUAAUUUUCUAUUGCUUCCUGUCAUGUGCAGCGGCAGCAGCAGGCAGCUUACCCGGCAUAGAACAUGACUAUGGCAUUAGCCCUAAAUUUGUUUGCACUCCAAUCCCCCCAGAAGCAGACCCCAGUUGCUAUUCUCCACCCAGUGUGCCCCAUGGACCAAGCAGUAACGGACACACUAAUGGCCACAAUGGCAGUAACCGGCGAAACAUGAUGUCCGACGAGGCCAAAGCCACCAUCUUACACCUGCGCGAGAGCCUCGUGAGGCAAAAGGAGACCAUUCUGGACCAGCGGGAGACCAUCAGAGAGCUGACCGCCAAGCUCACUUUGUGCGAGGGCUUCGGUGGUCACCACAGUAUCGGUCACCAUGACAACCACCACGAUAACCACCACGAUAACCAUCACGACAACAACCACGACGACCACCACGGGCAGCAUGGCAGCCAUCAUACGUCAUCGUCGUCGUCGUCGUCACAUCACGGGCCUUCGUCGUAUCACAGCAACGAUCACCACUACUCCCAUGGUGGCCACAGGUCAGACCCCCACCAUAGGAAGGGCUCGUCUUAUGGGAAACACAGCUCCUUCUCCCCUGAACAGACGGGCAAAACACUGCAGACACUUAAGGAGAGGCUGGAGAGCUUGCAGGCCAGGAACUCCUCCAGCUCCUACUCCAGCUCCCUGAGAGAACUCCUCCAGCGGAAGAUCACCGCUCUUGAGGAGCAGCUUCACAGCUACUACAGAGAUCACCGUGACUAUGGUAGCCAUAACGACCACCAUGACGAUCACCAUGAUGAUCACCAUGACGACCACCACGAUGACCACCACGAUGACCACCAUGGAAACGGCCACCAUGACGACCACCACGAUGACCACGGCGGUAGCAGCCAUCAUGUCGACCGCCACGACAGCCACCAUAACAACCACCACGGUGGCCACAGGUACAACCACCGCGGCGGCCACCAUAGUCGCCAUCACGACUACCACUACGACACGCACCACAGCCGGCAUCAUGGUUACUAUGGCAACCACCGCAGCAACCACCACAAUGAUCACCAUGAUGACCACCACGAUGACCAUCACGAUGAUCACCACGGUGACCACCAUAAUGAUCACCACGACGAUCACCACGACUAUCAUCACGGGCCUGGACACUACGAUGACCACCACGAUGACCACCAUGAUAAUCACCAUGGCAGCGACCACCAUGACACCCAUCACGGUACUGAUCAUCACCCACGGCGGCUGCCUUUCAGCAGCAAAGAGACGGGCCCCCGGGGCCCAGGGCACAGCAAGCUGGAAACAGUGCUCACCCAACUGCACCAUGGCAACACUGACCACGGAAAUCACAAGAAGCUAAAGAGUCCCAACGCUUUCCUGCUCGACUUCCCCAUGAGGACUAACUACAUGUACGCCAGGAUGAAGCGGUCGGUGGUCAACGAGAUUUUUGCCCUGACAAUCUGCGUGCGGCUGAAGGGAGGAACGGGCCCUGGUCUUGGUACUCCGUUCUCCUACGCUGUACCUGGACAAGCCAAUGAGUUGGUACUCAUCGAAUGGGGCAGCAACCCCAUGGAGCUGCUCAUCAAUGACAAGGCGGUGACAAUGCCCAUAACUAUGAAAGAUGGGAAAUGGCAUCACGUGUGCGUGACGUGGUCAACGCGCGAUGGUGCCUGGGAGGCCUACCAGGACGGGGUGAAGAAAGGUUCAGGGAAAAACCUCUCAUCCUGGCACCCCAUCAAACCGGGAGGGAUCUUCAUCCUGGGCCAGGAGCAGGACACAAUGGGAGGCCGCUUCGACGUCAACCAGUCCUUCAUGGGAGAGUUGUCUGAUCUCCAGUUCUGGUCCAGAGUCUUGACACCCAGCGAGAUCUACAGCCAGGCGACCUGCGCAGGCCACCUUGAGGGUGAUGUCAUGUCCUGGUCUGAGGAAUCAGUGGAGCUCCACGGAGGGCUCGGCGAGUUCCCCUUUGACCCCUGCCACCAAUGACUGACAACGGACCCCCACCAAAACCCAGAGCUUUAGCACCAUCAGCCCCACAUCAUUUCAGAAAUAGAGAGAUGGAUCGAUUUAUUUCAUUGCUUGCUCUGGUUGUUCAUCAUAUUUGGUCUGCAGAAGUUUAAUAACACAAGCUCAGCCAUGGGCCACAGGCAGAACAAGGAGUUAUUUUGCUUUUUCUUUAUGUGUUUGCCAUUCCUGUUCGAUCUCUCUGCCUUCUCCACCUACUCCCCCACUUCUUCGCUCUGACGCUGUCAGCAGGACGACUUUGAAGGCUCCAAAGAGCGCAGGGCUUUGGAUUUACCGGCUGUGUGAUCAUGACUACGGCCGCUCUGAGAGAUCCAACACACAUAAUAGGAUUUCACUCCAUCAGAACAGGUCCGAAGGUUGCUUGUUGCCAUUAGUUUACCUCCUCUGGCUUGUUUUUGUUCGGUGUGUGAGUAACAUACACAUUUCAGGAGGUGGAGGGAUGGCUGAGAGGCACUGGAUCAUUUACAAAUAAAGUCACAUGGAGACCUGAACCAUGAUGAUUCAUACUCAGCGAUAAAGUACUGACAAUCGA
Larimichthys crocea (large yellow croaker) is the source of this 2914-nucleotide messenger RNA. RefSeq names its product neuronal pentraxin-1-like. The coding region runs from base 262 to 2343 and encodes 693 amino acids. Lineage: Eukaryota; Metazoa; Chordata; Actinopteri; Sciaenidae. The record is from RefSeq and is a predicted model, not a curated record. The transcript has 5 exons.